Aspergillus homomorphus CBS 101889 is the source of this 1065-nucleotide messenger RNA. RefSeq lists its product as uncharacterized. The coding region runs from base 1 to 1065 and encodes 354 amino acids. NCBI's taxonomy places the organism in Eukaryota, Fungi, Ascomycota, Eurotiomycetes, Eurotiales, Aspergillaceae. The transcript is spliced from 2 exons. Gene Ontology annotation, molecular function: methyltransferase activity. Gene Ontology annotation, biological process: methylation. The record is from RefSeq and is a predicted model, not a curated record.
AUGAAAAAAGCAGAGCCUGCAAAAGCUAACACUGCAUCGCCGCCACGCACUGAACCCGAUGAUCCUCAGUCAAGAAUCAUGAUCUCGUACUUAAAAGAGAACGUCCCGGUGUUUCGAGAGCUUUGUGAACUCCGACAGAAGGGAUGGGAAAACUCAAAAGGCGACCGUUACUUCACGAAGCAGCGCAGCAUAGCAGACAAGCCAAGUCUCUCAAGCCGUGAGCAUUUCUUUCGUCUGAUGAAGGACAUAGGCCAGGAGAUUCAUGACGCCACGGGUGCAUUGCGGAUAAAAGGGGCACAGCCAGGCAAUAUUCUCGAUAUGUGCGCUGCACCGGGGGGUUUUCUUGAGAUCACACUGCAGUUGAAUCCCGAUGCACGGGCUCUAGCUAUCAGUCUGCCGAGUACGAAAGGCGGGCAUCCGUUCCGCAUGUCCAUCGACCGGCGCAUCGAAACCAAGUAUCUGGAUCUCACCAUGCUCGCUGCCGAUAUGGGUGUGGUAGAGAUCUCAAAAAGCCAUCCCGACGCUGCGAACUUCCUGCCGAAGCAAUUUGGGCCAGAUCAAGUGUUCGAUCUUAUUCUGUGUGAUGGUCAAGUGCUCAGAACGCAGGACAGAGCCGCCUAUCGCGAGCAGACGCGAGAGCGACGCAGAUUGGUUAUUUCCCAGCUAGUACUUGGACUGGAACAUCUUCGCCCUGGUGGAACCAUGGUCAUUCUUCUUCACCAUCUCGAAGGUUAUGAUGUCGUGAAAUUGGUGUAUGCUUUCAGUCGCUUUUCUUCCAUCCGGCUCUACAAACCAACUAAGGGACACACCACGCGCUCUUCAUUCUAUCUGUUGGCAAGCGACGUACAGAACACCAAUUCACAGGCCACCCGUGCGAUCAAGGAAUGGAAGGACUUCUGGUAUACUGCCACGUUUGAGACGGAGGAAAUGUAUGUGAAGGCACUCACAGACGGUAUUGGCGCGGAAGCAAUCAUCGAGGCGUUCGGUCGUGAACUCAUCAAGCUCGGAACAGAGGUUUGGUCGAUACAGGCGAAGGCGCUGAAGAGAGCUCCUUUCACCAAGUGA